Molecule: messenger RNA, 1901 nt
Organism: Oncorhynchus mykiss (rainbow trout)
Lineage: Eukaryota; Metazoa; Chordata; Actinopteri; Salmoniformes; Salmonidae
Source: RefSeq, a predicted model, not a curated record
ACUGACUUGUCUGGAACCAACACCGAGCAGGAUUCACGGUUUCACGAGUCAAAACCUUUUCCUCCCCACGUGGAUAGUCGAGUAAGACAAUACAAGUGGAACUUUCGUUUAGUUUUUGUGUAGUUUACUUUGGGCGCGAAGGGCUGUGUUGGAGCUCUACAAGGGAGAGAGGAGGAGGAAGACUGAGACUGAAACGACAGUUGGUGGAGUCGAGGUAGGAACACGGGAGAAUGGAGGUGCAGGUGCCAGGAAUGCAGAGUUCCCAGGUAGACCCCGAGGAACUUUUCACCAAGUUGGAGCGAAUCGGUAAAGGAUCGUUUGGUGAGGUCUUCAAAGGCAUCGAUAAUCGCACCCAGAGCGUAGUAGCCAUUAAGACUAUAGAUCUGGAAGAGGCCGAAGAUGAUAUUGAAGAUAUACAACAAGAGAUCACCGUACUGAGUCAAUGUGACAGUCCCUAUGUCACCAAGUACUAUGGGUCAUACCUAAAGGGCAGUAAACUAUGGAUCAUCAUGGAGUAUCUAGGAGGGGGCUCAGCUCUAGACCUGUUGCGUGCAGGUCCGUUUGAUGAGUGCCAGAUUGCCACCAUGCUGAGGGAGAUUCUGAAGGGUCUGGACUACCUUCACUCGGAGAAGAAGAUUCACAGAGAUAUUAAAGCUGCCAACAUCCUCCUCUCUGAGCAGGGGGAGGUGAAGCUAGCAGACUUUGGAGUGGCUGGACAGCUGACCGACACACAGAUGAAGAGAGAGACAUUUGUAGGCACACCGUUCUGGAUGGCACCUGAAGUCAUACAGCAGUCUUCUUAUGAUCACAAGGCUGAUAUCUGGUCUUUAGGUAUAACAGCUAUAGAGCUGGCUAAAGGAGAGCCUCCUAACAGUGACAUACACCCUAUGAAAGUUCUCUUCCUGAUCCCUAAGAGCAGUCCUCCGUCCCUCGGGGAAGACUUCUCUAAGAGUUUCAAAGAGUUCACAGACUCCUGUCUCAAUAAGGAUCCAGUCUUCAGACCCUCAGCCAGAGAGUUGUUGAAACAUAAGUUCAUAGAGAAGAACUGUAAGAGGACUUCCUAUCUGACUGAACUGAUUGACAGGUUAAAGAGAUGGAAGGCUGAAGAACACAGCGAUGACGACUCUAGCUCAGACGACGAUAGUGAGUCCAGUGACAAGGAGAACAGUCCAUCUCAACCCGCGUGGUCGUUCACCACCAUACGGAAGAAAGAUAAGGACGGCAGGAAGGACCAGCACAGUUUAUCCACAGUCAUCUCUUCAGUCUUCUCAGAGCUGAGGUUUGAUCACAGGGACAGGGAUGAACAGAGACGUGCUAUAGAGGAGUUGGAGAAAAACAUCAGACUGACUGAAGACCUCUGUCCUGGAAUCACAGACAAGAUGGUGGCCACGAUCACGACACGCUUCAGGACGUUGACUCCAACAUAAAAGAGAAGAGAUGGAUAAAGAGAGAUUCGAGGACAAUUCCAGAUAAACGAGGGAAGAAAGAAGAAGUGCAGAAGUUCUGUCUAGUCAUGUCGACACACACACACACACACACACACACACACACACACACACACCAGUAAUGUAACUCAAAGUUCCUUUCUUGCUGAAUAUCUUGGGUCUCAGUAGAUAAGACUUUACUCUACUGUCUACCUCGAGACAUAGAGAUGAUCUUUCCCCAACUAGCUCGUCUGUUGCCUUGUUCAUUCACAGAGCUUAUUCCUCAUUAACGCUCAGCUGGUUACAGAUCACUAUCUGCCUACCCCUUGGUCCUAACCCCCUCAAUGUUUUCAUGUCUGUAGGGUCUGGAUAGGUAUAAACAGUAUAGUAGUGGAUCUGUAGGGUCUGGAUAGGUAUAAACAGUAUAGUGGUGGAUCUGUAGGGUCUGGAUAGGUAUAAACAGUAUAGUAGUGUAUU